GAGAUGGGUAGAGGAAAUGUAUUGGUUUGGGUGGCUGUGAUUGUGGUUCUGGUAUCCAUCCAAGCCACGUCGGCGGAGGGGAAUGGGGAGAAAAAGCCGAAUCUGGACGCAGCGUCAACUCAUUAUUUCGUGCUGCCGCCAGUGAACAAGACGGGCCAGGAGCAGGUCCUGUGCUUGGCUAGGGGCCGUUGUUUUUUGAAGACCCUCACAUGCCCCACCCAGUGCAUCCAGAGGAAGCCCCGGCAAAACCGCAAGGUUAAGGGCUGCUUCGUCGACUGCAGCAGCAAGUGCGAGACCACUUGCAAACAUAGGAAACCCAACUGUAACGGGUUUGGAUCGGUCUGUUACGACCCUCGGUUUGUGGGCGGCGAUGGUGUUAUGUUUUAUUUCCAUGGGGCCAAGGGAAGCAACUUCGCCCUUGUGUCCGAUGAUCAGCUACAGAUCAAUGCCUAUUUCAUUGGAACUAGGCCGGAAGGAAGGACCCGCGACUUCACUUGGGUUCAAUCCCUCGGCAUCCUAUUCGACUCCCACAAUUUGAUCAUAUCGGCCAAGCACGUUGCUAAGUGGGACGACAAUGUGGACGCACUCACAAUCUCAUGGGACCAAAGAGAGGUUGUGAUCCCAACCGAUGGAGAAGCUGAGUGGCGGAUUAUGAGCGAGAAAGAUGGAGGUAGAGAGGUAUCCAUAGAGCGGACCGACGAAUUCAACAGCGUUAGGAUCACUAUCUCCGGUCUGGUGGAAAUGGAUGUCAAGGUCACACCAAUUGGGGAAGCAGAGAACCGGGCCCACAACUACCAAUUGCCGGCUGGUGAUGCAUUCGCACACUUAGAGACGCAAUUCAGGUUCACCAACUUGACAGACAUGGUGGAUGGUAUAUUGGGCCAGACCUACCGGCCCCGCUACAUCAGCCCGGUGCGGACUGGCAUCCCAAUGCCAAUGAUGGGUGGAGAGGAUAAGUACUUUGUAAAGAGCUUAUAUUCCCCUAACUGUAAUGCUUGCCGAUUCCAGCGAACGCUACUGCCCACCAGCGAAAUAACUGACAGUGGUGAUGCUACUGUUGGGGUGGUGGCACAGUUCUAAUAAUUUAAAUCCCUUGUUUGUUAAAUCAAAAUCAAGCCCGUGUAUGUAUCAAUCACCAUGUCAUACCCUUUUAAGGCGUUUUGGUUUUGUCCAGUGAUCCAAUGUAAUAAGGGCGAUGAUGAUUGUCCCAUUUGCUCUUUGUUUCAAACGCCACUGUAUUUUUGUUUUGGAGUAAAAGAGAACUGGU
Messenger RNA from Magnolia sinica, 1267 nucleotides. RefSeq lists its product as uncharacterized. Bases 4 to 1080 code for a protein of 358 amino acids. Lineage: Eukaryota; Viridiplantae; Streptophyta; Magnoliopsida; Magnoliales; Magnoliaceae. The transcript is spliced from 2 exons. The record is from RefSeq and is a predicted model, not a curated record.